ACGAAUUGUCAGAAGUCAGCACACACACAAGGAAAGUCGUUGUCAGUGUCGCUUGGAGAGUUGCGUCAAAUUUCAUGGGCGAAUGAUUGAGGUACGGAACGGAUAGGAGAGAAACGGAGGAAAAAGUGGAAGAGUACGCAGUGUGUAUACAUACAACCGUUUCGUCGUGUGGAUCAUCAGCAAAAGACGACGACGACGACGAGAAUGAGCGAACUCGUUUGGGGGAUAAAGAACGGCGAUCUCGAGCAAGUGCGAGAUAUCGUCGAAAACAAGAAUAUUGAUGUAAAUCAAAUGAUUGAUGGAAGAAUGCCACUACAUUAUGCAGCAGAUUAUGGUCAAAGUGAAGUCGUUAGAUAUUUGUUGGAGAAAGGAGCAAAUGCCAAUGCCACAGAUAAGCAUGGAAUCACAACAUUACUGGCAGCAAUUUGGGAAGGACAUACAAACUGUGUAAAACUGUUGCUGGAGAAAGGCGCUAAACAUGGUUUAACACCAGACGGCACAAGUUAUCUGGACGCGGCUGAGAAAGACGAGAUUAAACAACUCUUGAAACUUCACUAGCAUAAAGCUAAACAACACGCGAAAUAUUAAUUUUGUUAUUUUAAUACGUUAAUGUUCCUCCUUAUAGAGAGAGAGACUAUUCCACCACA
Molecule: messenger RNA, 647 nt
Organism: Nylanderia fulva
Lineage: Eukaryota; Metazoa; Arthropoda; Insecta; Hymenoptera; Formicidae
Source: RefSeq, a predicted model, not a curated record